Molecule: messenger RNA, 5032 nt
Organism: Dicentrarchus labrax (European seabass)
Lineage: Eukaryota; Metazoa; Chordata; Actinopteri; Moronidae
Product: ankyrin repeat and BTB/POZ domain-containing protein 2-like
Exons: 17
Coding region: 373-3462 (1029 amino acids)
Cellular component (GO): nucleosome
Molecular function (GO): structural constituent of chromatin; protein heterodimerization activity; DNA binding
Source: RefSeq, a predicted model, not a curated record
AUUAGUAUUCAGUGAUUAAUGGAAACUGUAUUAUAACUUAUAGGAAACAAGAAAAUCAAUUAAAUACACCCUUCUAGAGUAGUUUUAUUUUGAAAAUCCUAUCCUUUUGUCCCUGCUGUAGUCACCCUCAGUAAACUGCUGCUGUUAGUCGGUGCUGUGGCCACAUGAGGGCGCUGGAGGGACGCGAUAAACUCACCUGUCUUAUUACUGGACUCUGGAUCUGAUUGGUCCUCGUGCGUAAAACACUCCCCCCUUUAUAUUUUGGUAAGUUGUGGCACAGCAGAUAGUCUCGUGCAGCCUUCACACUGACUGGAAGUUGUGUUCAAUGGGAAACUCUCGCUCUGUUCUCCGCUGUGCGUAAAACCUCUCCACAUGAUGUCCAGCAGCGUUUUGGUGAAACCCCUGGAGGACCUGAGCCUGGAUUCGGGCUAUGUGGCCGGGGACCCCUGUCCGUCCCUCAGCCUGUCCUCCUCCGACAGGUCUCAGCCGCACACCAGCACCCCUCACCGGGGCACCUGGCGGCGGCACACCGGCUCUCUGUGCAGCAGGAACGGCAGCUGGGACACGGUGAGCACGCUGCCGGAGGACGCGGCGGACAUCCUGGCCAAGUGCCCCUCCCUCCCGGACCUGGAGGACUACCCCUGGACCGAGCAGGAGCUGCGGGAAGUCGUGCGUAAAGUGUCCGGUUCGGAUGCGUCGUUCACCGGAGAGGCCGUGCAGCGGCUGUGCGCUCUGCUCCGGAGAGCUUUGGUGCGCAUCUCCCGGGAGGCGCAGCGGCUGAGCGAGCUCCACGGGCGGUGCACGCGCCUGGAGGUGCAGAGCGCGGCGAGGCUCGUGCUGAGCUGGGGUCUGGCCGAGCAGUGCGUCUCCUCCGCGGUGAGGGCGGUGUCCCUGCACUGCAUGAGCUCCGGGGACACCGCGCGCCAGCGGAGCAAGUCGGCGCGCUGCGGGCUCACGCUCUCCGUGGGCCGCUUCUUCCGGUGGAUGGUGGAGACACGCGUGUCGGUGCGCGUGCACGAGUACGCCGCAGUGUGUCUGACGGCGUGCGUGGAGAGUCUGGUGGAGGAGUUGGUCGGACGCGCGCUGCAGGCGGUGAGGCUGACCGAGGAGGAGGAGGAGCAGCGGGGCGGACGGCGCACCGGCUGCCCGGUGACCGCGGAGCUGCUGGAGGGAACCGUGAACAACGACGCGGAGCUGUGGGGACUCCUGCAGACCUGUGAACACCUCAUCUGUGGUAAAAAUGCCAAUGGCGAGCUGUCUCUGCCGGCCCACGUCAGCCCGUACACGAAGGUUCCCGAGGCCUCGAUGGAGAGCCGGGAGGACGCCUACAUCCAGCUGGAGCUGCGGACGCUGGAGCAGUCUCUGCUCGCCACCGGUGUGGGCAGCAUCGCCGAGCUCAGUGAUCUGGUGUCUCGAGCGAUGCACCACAUGCAGCGUCUGCGCAGCUCGAGCGUGUCCGUAGGCGCCGCUCGCUCAGCCAAUCAGCCGUCAGUAUCCUGGGCUCCGGACGCCCUCCGGACGCUGUACUACUUCCUGUCCAGCCAACAGAUGGAGUCACUGGAAAACCCAAACCUGGAGCCUCCGACCACGACCCUGAACAGAGAGAGGCCGUUCCUGCUCCUCCCUCCUCUCAUGGAGUGGAUCAGAGUCGCUGUGGUGCACGCCGAACAUCGCCGCAGCCUGUUGGUGGACAGUGACGACAUCAGACAGACGGCCAGGCAGCUCCUCCCAGGUCUGGACUGCGAGCCCAGACAGCUGAAGUCUGAGAGCUGUUUCCAGUCCUUCAGAUGUUUGGAUGCAGAAGCUGCUGCUGACAAGUUCCAGCUGGAUUUGGGCUUCAGGAUGCUCUCGUGUGGCCGAGCGGAUCUGGUACUUCAGGCCGCACGGCUUCUGGGAGCCGAGGGGCUGAACACUGCGGACGACCAGGGAAUGACUCCUCUGAUGUACGCCGCAGCAGCAGGAGACGAAGCUCUGGUGCAGAUGCUUGUAGAGGCCGGAGCUCACCUGGACCUGCAGGUCCCAGGCUGCUCUAGCAGACACCCGUCGGUUCACCCCGGCAGUCGGCGCUGGGUGGCUCUGACGUUCGCCGUGCUGCACAGUCACCUGUCUGUGGCUCAGCUGCUGUUGGAGGCCGGAGCGGACGUGGAGGGAGGAGCCCUGCUGGACGGGCAGGAAAGCUCCGCCGAGACGCCGCUGCAGCUCGCCGCCGCUGCAGGUUACUACGAGAUGGUGAGCUUGCUGCUCGCUCAUGGAGCCGAUCCUCUGCUCAGAGUGCAUCAUGGGAACUCACUGAUGUCGCCGCUGUAUGAGGACAUGAACUGCUUCAGUUACGCUGCAGCACACGGACACAGGAACGUCCUGAGGAGGCUGCUGCUGCAACCUCAGCACAGGAAGGAGGACAUCCUCUCUCUGGAGGAGAUCCUGGCUGAAGGAGUCGAGGAGGAGGAGGAGGAGGAGGCAAAAACUGCAGACUCCCCGAGCCCUGUUCCCAGACUGUGUAAGGCCAGGAUGAAAGCCCUGCAGCAGGCCGCCUACUACAGCGCCGAGCACGGUUACCUGGACGUUACCAUGGAGCUAAGAGAGAUAGGUGUUCCCUGGAGGCUCCACAUCUGGCUGCAGUCUCUCCACAGAGCUCAGCAGCUGUGUCGGGACAAAGUCAUCGUCUCCCUCCUCACAGAGUUCCCCUCCAUCAGGACAGAGGACUACGGCCCCGAGCUGCUCUCCACAGGCGUACCACUCAUGUUUAGCAUGCUGGAGACCAGCAAGGACUACGUGGUAACCAAGCGUCUGGCGUCUGUGUUUGCUCACUGCUACGGCCCCUCUCCCUUCCCGCCCGUCCCUCCAAUGGACGUCACUCUGUCCACACAGCUCGAUAUUCACUUCCUGAACAACCAGGAGAUGUCAGAUGUGACGUUCCUGGUGGACGGACGUCCGUUCUUCGCUCACCGGGUGCUGCUGAUGUCGGCUUCUGAACGGUUUCGACGGAUUCUCUGCGAUUCCCCCGACGGCAUCAUCCACAUCAGUCACAUGACCUACAGCACGUUCCAGAUGAUGAUGAAGUCUUUGUACUGUGGAGGAACUGAAGGACUGAUUGUCUCACACUCUGAAGCCUUGAAGCUGCUGCCAGUGGCCACUUUCUUCCAGCUCAGGGGUCUGCAGAGGUGCUGUGAGACGAAGCUGUCGCAAAGUCUGACUGUGAAUUCUGUCGUCAACAUCUACCAGGCUGCAAAGCUUCAUGGAGGAGCCGAACUCUGCAGAUUUUGUGAAGGAUUCUUCCUGCAGAACAUGGAUCGGCUCCUGGACCGGGAGGACUUCCACCGCCUGCUGCUGGGUGGUGUCGGUCAGGAGCUGCUCUGCCCGGAGGUGGGCCCCCAGGACCAGGAUUCACCGGGUCUCCUGAGGGUUUUGGAGGCCACAUUAAUACACAGACUUUACACCCUCCACUCUGCAUGUCGAGAGUAGAAACAACCCGGACUGUGUAUUUACACUGGUAUGUGUGUUUGGGAAACGUAGCCAUAUACUGUGUUUGUUAGUCACGUUAGAGUAGGAGAUUAAACAGACGAUGUUUGCUGUAUUUAUUAAUCUUGACACAAGCGGAUAUUUCUGCAACCGGGGAGAGGAUCCAAAUAUAGAAAAUGAAUCGCAGUUUUGAUAAUUCAUCAAGUGAAAUAAAAACUAUACUUUUGUCACGUUGAGAAUCUUCCUGUCACCAUAUAUCAUGUAAAUGUUUGUGGACCAGACGUCCUGAAAUAUUCGGGAUAGUCCCAAAUUAUGAGCAGUUACAAACAGGGGAACAAAAAAACAGAAAAGGGGUUGUUCUUUAGUUUUUUGUUUCACCAUUUAUAAAUGUUAGUCAGGAAACAGCUUGUGCCCCAAUUUUGGUUUUCUCAUUUCAAAACAAAAACUCACUGACUCUAGAUUAGACCUUUCACGUUUUUCUACAAUUUCAUUGCCACCAUUGUUUUUCCUACACACUUUGCAGCCCGUUAUCAUUCCCAGGUCAUCCAAUACAGACGCAAGCGGUAUUCAGUUAGUUGCAAUCUGCAACUUGAUGCCACAAAAUCUUACAAACUGGCCAUUUAACUUUAACAAGCUAAAACAAACUCAACUGCACUGAACUAUGGCGCUGCUGGACUGUCAUGAAUGAUUAUUAAUAAAACGGAGAUAAGAGCAACCAGCUGCUACUCAAAUGAGAGAACCCUUAAAUUACAUUACAAUUAGUCUACAUAAAUUAUUACAAUUGUUUGUUUGAAUUUGUGCUAAUAUUGUGAUCAAAUGUCACUUAUGUAGGCUCUAAUUUCUGCUUUUAGUUGUUCAAAAAAUUACUCAUAAAACACAGCUUUCUAACUGUUAAAGUUUUAGAUUCAAUGUCAGACUCUGAUUGUCUGCGUUGUAAACACAGAGUGGAGCUUUUACAGUCACUAGAAGCACCUUCAUGGCCGUUUGUAAAGGUUUCUGUGUUGUACCUGUGUUGUAGCUAAGCUAACCUCUGUGUUGACUUGUCAUUCGACCUGUUUUAAGAAGAGUGCAGCCGCCACUGUGGGAAGAAUUAAUGAUAAAAAUAUCUUUUAAAAUGAGUUUGUUAGCUCCUACAGCUGAAUGAUAAUGUUAACUGCUGAAAAGACGUUUAAAUGACUGUAACAUACCUCAGUCACCUGUGCGUUAAUGGUUCGUAAGUCAACCAUGACACAUAUAACUCGCCCAGCUGCCCUGUCCCCAGAUCUUAUCUGGUUACCUCAAUUUUCAGAUUAUUCACUGUUGGUCGGACAAAUGAAGAAACGCAAUCAUUUCAUUAGUUUAUAAUUUUAUGAUUUCUUUAUUAAUCACUGGUUUGACUGAUUGUUGUUGUUUGUCAGUGUUUCCCUUGUGUCAGGACUUCUCUAAAGACAAGAAGAAAACUACCUCAGGACAAAAUAUUUAAACAUGAGACUUAUUAAAGCUCCUUCCUAAAAUGUGUAUUUAUUGCAUAUCAGGUAUGUAUAACCAGUAAAGAGCCCCAUUAAAGCUGCAGUAGUGCAAUAGUUCUUUUCCA